AUGGCAAAACGGAAACAAUCCGCAAGCUCCGACCCCCAGCCUUCCAAGAGGGCCAAAAUAAAUAAAACCUCAGCUCCCCGUUUAUCUAAAUCCCAGCCCGACCCCGCCUCUUUAUCUAGUCCCUCCUACCCACAGUUCGUUCCACCAGGCCCUCCGAGCACCGAGGGGUUCCACGGCUCUUUAACAACUCCUUCGUCACCUUAUACUUCGUCUUUUGAGUCCCCUACGCACGUUGAACAAGGUCCACCGCCGACCAAGAAACCUUUGAACGUAUACUUCCAGUAUAUGCACCCCACCCUCGCGAAACUCAAGAAGAAUGACACCCUCCGGGCCCUGAUUGGACAGGACCAGAGCAUCCGUGUUGUACUCGCCGGAAAAAUGUGGCGCCAUCGUCAGGCGGAGUCCGAGGGACAUUAUCACGACUCGGAUACGGCAUCCACCCCCGACGACACGCUGCGACACGGAGACCACGAGAAAUGGUGGCACACGAGGCUGGAGGUCAUCGCCAGAGCUCUCUACAAUGACGUUGACGGGAAUGCACUCUCGAAGAUUGUAGCAGAUUGGGAGGAGGAGAAUCCUGAGCCUUCGACUUUCCAGUGCGUGUGGGAGGCAGUUUCAACCCCAGCGGCUGUCGAAGCCGCUUCGUCCUCCAUGCCCCCGCCCGAUAUUCCGAAGAACUCUCUCGAUGGGCCACUUCUCGAAAUAAUUCCAUUUGACGGAAAGACAUUCUCAUCUCAUCCUAAACCCACCGUGACCCCCAAGACUCGUGCUCGCUCACAGUCUGACAAGACGUCUCGUGCGCGCAAGACACCCAAGGCAAAAUCCACAGCCGCUCCCCCUCCCAUCUCGCCCGCCCAUCCGUUACCCAGCUCAAGCAUCCCAAGCAGUGCAGAGGGCGACGUAGAUGGUGAGACGGACGACGCCGAUCCUCCCGUCACCCAGGCUGCCACUCGUGUUGAUAACACUGCUCGCGUCUUGUCUCCUGCUCCCACUCUCUCAUCCACCGCCUCCUCCCGCACCUCCGCCCUCCCUCCCACCGAUACCAACGCCCACCAAAGACCAAACGCCCCGAGCCGUCCUUCCCCCCUCUCCAUCGACACUACGCCCUUCCUCACGGGUGACGAUUCAUCCUUGCAGUCCUCCGCAUCAAGUGGGCCGAUCUCACCUGCGCCUUGCGCUUUGAGCACGCCACAGCCACAGACUGAUGUUUCGGCUCCUGCGACGACUGUCUCCUCGUCACCGGCAGGAACUGCAAGGCCUGUGCCAGUCGUUUAUCCCACGUCAGAGUCGCAGUCCGUACCCAUGCAACACGCGCCUGUGCCCUACAGACCGCUGAACUUGAACGGAGCCGGGCUCGAAAUGACGGGCUCGCAAUAUUCGCAUGUUGUUCCUACGCUCUCGAGCCAAAUCGGUUACGGCCCAGUGGACUCCUACGAAGGGUACACUUCAUCUUCUGUAUCGUCUAGGCCUUCGCCCGGAUUUGAUUCCUAUUCCUCUGCGUCGAAUUGGACCUCCCCCGCCUCGUCUGCAUCCCCCGCCCCUGCUUCCGACACCGAUCCCGCCUCCAUCUCCGUUCCUAGGCCUUGCGACUCGCCUCUGGUUGGUGGUGCCGACCACGUCGCGCUGCCCGAGGGAGGGUUUGUUCGUCAGGAUCUCGACGACGAGCCCAGCCAGUGGGCACUGAUCAAGAGUCCCGCGGCCUUGGGUGUGUUGACCGACAAAGAUGGGACAGCGUACGUGAAUAGCGACAACAACCAAACGCGCGACGUAGACGCUAUCGACAUCCGUGUCUGCUCCCCGCCUCAGUGCCUGCCUACGAACCUUAUGAUGGCGUCGUCUUCAUCGUCUGGGAUGCAUAUGCAGACCAGCUUCCUCGGCCCCACCAUCUCGACGGAAUCGAAUGACGCCAGCGGCGACGGGUUGUACUAUGACGGCCCGAUGUAUGGGUCUUCAUCGUCUUCAUCGGCAGGGUUCGAGACGAUGCUUCAAGGGGAGAUACAGCUGGAGGGCUCCGUCUAUACCUCCAUCCCAGAGCAGGAUACAGUGACAGUCGAGGAGGAGGAGGAGAAAGAAGAAGAAGAGGAAGCAUAA
Stereum hirsutum FP-91666 SS1 is the source of this 2091-nucleotide messenger RNA. RefSeq lists its product as uncharacterized. The transcript has 4 exons. The record is from RefSeq and is a predicted model, not a curated record. Bases 1 to 2091 code for a protein of 696 amino acids. Lineage: Eukaryota; Fungi; Basidiomycota; Agaricomycetes; Russulales; Stereaceae.